Messenger RNA from Danio rerio (zebrafish), 2899 nucleotides. The record is from RefSeq and is a predicted model, not a curated record. Lineage: Eukaryota; Metazoa; Chordata; Actinopteri; Cypriniformes; Danionidae.
CUUGGGAGGAGUUUAUGUGUGUCAGAUUACUUUCUGUUUCAACUCUUUAACAUCACGGUUAAAAAGGAGUAUCAAGUUUAUGCUAUAAGGCUUAUCAAACUGGACAGAAUCAUGGAGGCGAGCUCCACUUUUCAUUACUCUUUUGUGUAUUACCUGUUUACUUGGAUUGGACUGUUUCUUUUCCUGCUGGAUAUAGUAAUGGACAUCCGAACUGUUGUGUCACUUUAUCAGGAGGAAGCUUAUGUGUUUAUGGGGCUGAUGAUCUUCUUUCUAGUGGGCUCCUCAGUGUUAUUACAGGUAUUCAGUUGGAUCUGGUACUCUGAUUCUCUGGAUGAGCUUGAAACUGAGGUGGAGAAAUUUACAAAGGAAAAAAAAUUGAUCAAACCAUUUCACUUUCUGCAGCUUGGGGUCUACCUCAGAUAUGCUGGAGUGAUUGAAAUGUCCACAAAACUUUUUCUUCAGCAAAGAAGAAUUUUCAAAGAGAGUACGUUCCUGAACCUUGACUUUCAGUUGCUUGGUCUAUUUGAGACAUUUACUGAAAGUGCUCCACAACUCAUUCUCAUGGCGACUUUAAUGCUACAAAGAGGAGAGCUUCAGCUUUUCUCAGGAUUAAAAUUCCUCGCAUCAGCUGCUUCAAUUGCCUUUACCCUUGCCAUGUACCACAACGGCAUCCGUGCUAAUUUUGAUGUAAAAUGCUGGACCGCCUCUGCUAUCUAUUUGCUGUGGAACAUUCUAUUGAUCAUUACCCGUGUGGCUGUUCUGGCACUCUUCUGCAGUGUAUUCCCGUGCCACAUCGUUGCUCAUUUUCUAUCUUUGUGGAUGGUGCUGGUGUUUGUGGCCUGGAGACAGAAAACAGAUUUCAUGGAAAGCAGCGGCUGGCAAUGGCUUUUCAAAGCUACAGUUGGACUCAUCUGGUAUUUCAGCUGGUUUAAUAUCUCAGAAAGUAAUACAAAUUUAAACCAUGCUGUUUAUUGUAUCUUCUUGCUGUUAGACAUGAUGAUGCUUUUGGGCUUCUGGAGCUGGAAGGUGACUGAGUAUGCAGGCUCCUGGACCUCUUUAAACCCUACUGUAAUUAUCCCAACAAUACUAGGAUUGUAUAUCAUUGGAAAUCUAGUGAUGAUGAUGAACUACAAAUGGUUUUAUACUAGCUACAAACAGAAAAUAGAAGAACUCAGUAAUAAAAUCAAAGAAGGUAAAAUUAAAAAAGUAAGACCAUUAGGUUAUAGGGCUGAGACAGAAACUGUAGAUAAAGUUCCUGGAGUUCUCCUGCGAAGUAGAACCAUGGCUGCAGAUUUCUACUUUUAGUUUUAAAAUCAACUUUACAAACACUUCCUAUUUCCUGUUGUGUUUCCCCCACCAUUCUUAAACUGUUAUAUACAAUGUACUUAUUCUCAUAGGUAUUACUGCACUCUAAAGGUCGAAAAUAAUUACUGAUAGUGAAUAUCUCAGAAUUGACUAAAUUUUUUACUUUAAAAAAUGUUGUCACACCAGCCAAAAUUUAGUCGCCCUUACUAAGAAUUAUGUGCACCGUUACAAGUUUUAACAGAUUUAUUGCAUUUGAAAUCAACACUAAUCAAAACUAACAAAAAACAAACAAACAAAAUUGGCAUGUGCCCACUGGCCCUGCACGCAACACUUGACACAACUGAGUUAACAGGUGGUGUCGCAGUUGAUAUUGAUAUAUAACUUAUCAUUUGGACACAUCAUCUUAAUAGUAAUAAUGGUCUUUUUAUGAGCUGCAAUAUGUGUACGUUGUGGUGAAAUUUUACAUAUAGCUGGCACUUGCACAGCUAACAGCAUCCUGGCGAUUAAAUAAAGGAUUAAAUAGAACCGCUCGUGCUUAAAAUGUAUAGAUUUAGUGGCAAACACUGUUACAAUACCUGAUCACUAUUCUGAUCGCCUAUCACUAAUUAGAUGUGCCAUUAUUGGUAACUUUAGGUGGUUUCUAAAACAAAAUCUGUCAGUGUUGUUUUCAUUUUCUCAAUUUCGUUCUCAGCACUUUACAUUUUCACGGCUGUUGCUCUAGAGCAGUGCGCUAAUCAGAAGAGCUUUGUGGUUGUCAUUUUAGUUGCCUUAACCAUUCAUGCUAAUGCAGUCUGCUAAUAUUCUUUUAUGUACAAUGCACAUUAUGAACAUUUUUUUCCCUACCUGCUGCUUCCCUUCUGUGGAAUUUUAAUGUACGAGAUUAUUGUAUGUAAUAAAAGUGAAACUAGAAUUUUUCAUGACUGUCAGUGACCACCUGAGGGCGCUGUUGUUCACGGACUCUGAGAUUUAGCUACAGCGCCCAAAAGACUACAAGUCCAUACAUACCACGCGCAUUACACCCGGUCCACGUCAUAUAUAAUAUAUAUAUAUAUAUAUAUAUAUAUAUAUAUAUAUAUAUAUAUAUAUAUAUAUAUAUAUAUAGUCCACGUACACUGAUUGGCCAUCAGCUGUUCCUGUUUCCUUUUAAUUUCCUGGACUGUUUCCUGGGGUUGUUUGUCUUUCUUGUCUCCGUAUUCCAGUCUAGUAUUUCAGUAUUUAGACUUCCAGUCAAGUCUAGUAUUUCGAGUUUUCAUUCCUGAGCCCUGUCUCUGUUUUGUGUUUCUUGUUUUGUUGUUUAUUUGUACUUUGCACUUUGGACACCUUGUUUUUCUGUUUGAUGCACAUUGUAAAUAAACUGCACUUGGAUCCGCACCUUUUUUGUUCCCGUUUGAUCUUACUAACGUGACAGAAUUUAAGUGAAUUGAGUGUUUGAAUUUUGCUUGGUUAUUGUGGCCCAAAAUAAAUGAUUUUGCCCAGUAAAGAACUUGUGUUGUGUUUGAAAACUGCCCUUAUUUGGAAUGGAUACAAUAGCGAUAUGACCAUGAGCUUUAAAACAUGUUUUUGGCAAGCCAGGCUCAUUCACAAUCUUGAUUAA